This is a messenger RNA of Periophthalmus magnuspinnatus, 1589 nucleotides long. It is a transcript of the gene rfxap, whose product is annotated as regulatory factor X-associated protein. The coding region runs from base 254 to 892 and encodes 212 amino acids. Lineage: Eukaryota; Metazoa; Chordata; Actinopteri; Gobiiformes; Gobiidae. Gene Ontology annotation, biological process: regulation of transcription by RNA polymerase II. The transcript is spliced from 3 exons. Gene Ontology annotation, cellular component: nucleus. The record is from RefSeq and is a predicted model, not a curated record.
ACACCUCACAGGCUCAGAAGAAGAGACUGCUUCCAUGGAGGAAGCUUUGUGUUGGCUUCAUGAGGGAAAUAUCUGUAGAUCAGAGCUGCUUGGACAUUUCUAACAUGCUGCAUUUAAUAAAGAAAGAAUAGUGACGCCGAAGGAACGAAAUACUCAGCUGUUCGAGGCGAUAAUGUCAACAGAGAGCUAUAUGAACUGACUAUUAGCUUUAGCAUUAGCAACCCACAGGAGCUCCGAGGGAUUGACUGGCAUCAUGAGCGAAGAUGACAAAUCCCCCACAGCUAACAAAGACAAGGAGUCCACGCUGCUGUUCACCAAGGACGGACAGAAGUAUUACAUGAACAAGAGCGGCGGGCUGGACAGCAGAAAUGUGGUCACGCCACACGAAGCGGAGAGCGCGUCCUACGACAUGGACGAUCCGGACGAGGAGGGAGACAUGCUGGACACGUCCGACCCCCGGGACACCACGGCCAGUCCGGAGGAGCUCAACGACGAGGAGGUGUCCGAGGGAGACAAUGCCCCUAAACAGUGCACGUACGAGGGCUGCACCGAGACUACCACACAGGUGGCCAAGCAGCGCAAGCCCUGGAUGUGCAAGAAACACCGCAAUAAGAUGUACAAGGACAAGUACAAGAAGAAGAAGAACGACCAGGCCAUGUCCAGCGGAAAACUGGACGAGAGUGCAGAGGAACGCCCAGUGUCUGUGAAUAAGCAGCGUUUGGGAGCAAUGGGUGACCGUCCUGCCAGACCAUCCCUCAUAGAGCAGGUCCUCAACCAGAAGAGGCUGUCCUUAUUGAGGAGUCCGGAGGUGAUCAGUUUCCUUCAGCAGCAGCAGCAGCUCCUGGCCGCUCAGAAUCGCUCUCAGACUCAGCAGCAGUUUCCGGGCUGUUGACACUGGCCUUGGCCAGACGUCACUGUAGCAACCAUCCCCUAGGAAACACUAAAGAAGAGAUGGCAGAGUACACAUGGACAUUGGUGCAUAUGGGCAGAAUUUGACUAUGAACUAUUAUCUUGAAAUGGCCAAGUAAUCAUCAAAUCAUCCAGCACUGUUACAAAAGCCCAAAGCCUGUAUUUAUGUUAAUGUGUUGUGAUAGUGUGUUUUUAAUAGUUUUCUUGUGUUUAUUUAAUGAGUAUGGGUGAAAUGAAAUUGCCCCAAAUCCUGAAUAAUGCAGAAACUUUUGUGUUUUUGAAUGUAUUUUUUUAUCAAGGAAUUGUCAGAUUGACAAUCAAAUCAAUACAUGUGUUGCAUUGUUCCAUGUGAUAUGCGAUCCAAGUGAAGCUAUCAGGAAUAUCCAAGGGCCUUCAAAGGUUUUAAAUUGCUAAAAAAAAAAAAAUGACACAAACAUGAUUUAAUCAAGUUUUAAAGAGUGUAAAAAGUUUUCAGAGUAAUGUUUAUGCCCGUUAUGUGAAUGCAUCCUGUUCUGAAACAUGCAAAUAAUUGAACUUAACAUUGUUUCUUCAUACUUGGUUUGUUUAAAUGCAUAUCUCAUUUUGUCUUAAUUUUAUUGUAGUAGUUACAAGUUGAGAAUGUAGUGACCUAGUGAAAACUACAAGCUUAGCUAAAACCAGGCUUUUUUUUUUUAAGAAAA